AUGACGUCCAAAGGCAAAGGCAAGGCGGAUGACGCUACCGCGACAGACCAACAGCUCGAUCUGCUUCCCUGGGUAGAGAAGUACCGUCCCGCGACGCUUGACGAUCUCGUAUCACACAAGGACAUCACGUCUACCAUCCAAAAUUUCAUCGACAAGAACCGUCUUCCACACCUGCUCUUCUACGGUCCACCAGGAACCGGCAAGACGUCGACAAUCCUAGCCAUGGCACGCAAGAUCUUCGGCCCACAAUUCAGGAACAGCGUUCUCGAGCUCAAUGCGUCGGAUGACCGUGGUAUCGAUGUAGUCCGAGAACAAAUCAAGAGUUUCGCUAGCACCAAGAGCGUUUUCAGCUCUAAGGGCGGUUUCAAGCUCAUCGUGCUCGAUGAAGCCGAUGCCAUGACCCAAGCUGCCCAAGGAGCACUUCGCCGAGUCAUUGAGCAAUACACCAAAAACGUUCGUUUCUGCAUCAUCUGCAACUACGUCAACAAGAUCAUCCCCGCGAUCCAAUCCCGUUGCACGCGUUUCCGAUUCAAUCCGCUCGAACUCGACCAGGUCGAAGAUCGUCUCAACCACGUCAUCGAAUCGGAAGGUUGCAACAUCACCCAGGACGGCAAAGAGGCGUUGUUGAAGCUCUCCCGUGGAGACAUGCGAAGAGCGCUCAACGUGUUGCAAGCGUGUCAUGCUGCGAGCGAUCAUAUUGACGAAACCGCUGUGUAUAAUUGCACGGGCAACCCGCAUCCACACGACAUCGAAGCCAUCCUCAAAUCGAUGAUGGAGGAUGAGUUUACAACGGCAUUCUGGACCGUGUCCCAACUCAAAACGGCAAAGGGAAUCGCAUUGGCGGAUAUCAUUACUGGAUUCUAUGAUUUACUGACUACCAUCAAGUUGCCGGCUAAAUCGAGGAUUUAUUUAUUGGAUCACUUGGCGGAUACCGAACAUCGAUUGAGUACAGGCGGCUCAGAAAAGAUCCAACUCACAGCCCUGCUCGGCGCUGUCAAGGUCGCCGUCGAGCUCUCGCAGGCAUAA
Mycosarcoma maydis (corn smut) is the source of this 1026-nucleotide messenger RNA. Its product is annotated as putative replication factor C subunit 3. Gene Ontology annotation, molecular function: ATP hydrolysis activity; DNA binding; DNA clamp loader activity. Gene Ontology annotation, cellular component: Elg1 RFC-like complex; Rad17 RFC-like complex; DNA replication factor C complex. The transcript has 2 exons. The record is from RefSeq and is a predicted model, not a curated record. The coding region runs from base 1 to 1026 and encodes 341 amino acids. NCBI's taxonomy places the organism in Eukaryota, Fungi, Basidiomycota, Ustilaginomycetes, Ustilaginales. Gene Ontology annotation, biological process: DNA repair; DNA-templated DNA replication.